Salvia splendens (bonfire salvia) is the source of this 1238-nucleotide messenger RNA. RefSeq lists its product as uncharacterized. The transcript is spliced from 4 exons. Bases 477 to 1133 code for a protein of 218 amino acids. The record is from RefSeq and is a predicted model, not a curated record. Gene Ontology annotation, molecular function: protein dimerization activity. Lineage: Eukaryota; Viridiplantae; Streptophyta; Magnoliopsida; Lamiales; Lamiaceae.
UUCUAGACAAUAAGCAUCCUGAACUAAAAGUUUGAAUAUUCGGUGUAAUCUGCCCGAUGCCCACAAAGGACAUACACCAUGAAAGUAGCAUAUUAUCGUUGAUUCAUUAUCAUGACCUAUGUUAUUGGAUUGCUUUGCUAUUUAUCUGCAAGGUUUUGAAUCCCAUUGAUAACAUCAGUGUUGUUAAUUUGGCGUUCGGGUCGCUCGGGUCGCCCGGGUCACCCGGGUCGAGACCAGCACCGCCCCAACAUGGGUGGGUUGAUCGAGAUGCAUGGGUCACGCUGGGUCGCGCUGGGUCGGCUGGGUCGGCGGGGUCGAGCGUUUCGGGUGGGUCGCCCAAACGGCUAAUACAUGCUUCACAGUUAACAUUUUAAGGUCAUUACUUGAAUUAUAAAGAUGUGAAAGGUAUUUUGGCUUGUUCAGAGGUUAUCGAAGGCUUGCACGAGUGUAUUCUAAAACUGGUUCCCGACAUAAAUAUGCAAGAUCAGAUCAUGAAAAAGGAAACGGCUUUGUAUCGGGACGCUGUUUCCUGUUUCGGAAAUCCUUUAGCUAUUCGACAUAGAAAUCAAAUGGCACCAGCUGAAUGGUGGAAACAUUAUGGGUCUAAGGCACCAAAUUUGCAAAACUUUGCAAUUCGAGUCUUGAGCCAAACUUGUAGUGCUACUGGCUGUGAGAGGAAUUGGAGUACUUUUCAACAUAUUCAUAGCAAAAAGAGGAAUCGUUUGGCACAAGAACGAUUAAACAACUUAGUAUUUGUGAAGUACAACAGAGAUCUUGAGCGAAGAUUCAACAUACAAAACGUCACUGAUCCUAUACUCCUAAGUGACAUUGACGAUAGUAAUGAAUGGUUAAUGGGUAGGAUGGAGGGGGAGGAUGAGGAUGAGGAUGCGGGGGGUGAUGAUUUUGUCUUCCAAAAUGAGUCGCUCAGAUGGAGAGAUGUUGGUAGAGCUUCUGGUGUGUUGGAGCCAUCUCACAAUACUAGAGGCAACACAAAUACUCGAGAUCAUGCCUCAAGCUCCAAGUCUAUUCGUAUUCUUGUGGAUGAAGAUGAAGAGAAUGAAGAUAUAAACUUGGUUGGAGCAGAAUUUGAUGAAGGAGAAGAUGACUAUCAUCUAAGUGAAGAUGAUAUAUAACUUUCUUUUGACAUUUUCAGACAAUAGUUUCAAUUAUUUAUUUUGUGUUAACUUAUACUUAUGACUUAUGAAUUGUUUUGAUAUUUUGAUCAUUUCUAUUUUCCA